Molecule: messenger RNA, 1521 nt
Organism: Exophiala oligosperma
Lineage: Eukaryota; Fungi; Ascomycota; Eurotiomycetes; Chaetothyriales; Herpotrichiellaceae
Exons: 2
Coding region: 1-1521 (506 amino acids)
Source: RefSeq, a predicted model, not a curated record
AUGCACAAGUACUCGUUGAAGGCUGCGACCGUUGCAGCAGUGUCAUUCCCCUUUUCGGUCGGCGCCCAGGGCCUUGGGCGCUUCCAAAAGUUCAAUACCUCGGAUGCGAUCGUUCCUGUGUUGGAGGUACAAAAGUUUGGCCCGACGGAGGGCGGAUUCUUGUUCCUCAACACGCAAACCAACACUAGCACCGUCCCUGCCAUCUUCACGGAUGAUGGCUCGUUGGUCUGGUGUGACGAUCAAUUCGAGCACAGCACCAGCGUCUGGCCCAUCGGGCCUCUACGGCCACAAAAGGUUCGCAAUCAGACUCUCCUCUUCAAUUGGGUCGGACCCGUCUACAAUGAAGGACUCGGUUGGGGAACCAUCCAGGUUUUUGACGAUAGCUACACCAACAUCUACAACGUGACCUUGGAGGAGAGCUUUCAGAUCUUUGAUCACAUCAAACAUUCGUCGUACAUGGAUUUCCAUGAGAGUGAGGUCACGGACAAUCAGACAAUAUUAGUGACGGCGGUCAACAUCACCACGGCAGACAUGACGGCCGUCGGUGGCCCCGGCGAUGGAUAUGUCAUAGACAGUCAAUUCUACGAGAUCGAGAUCCCUUCCAACAAGGUCGUUUUUCGGUGGAGCAGUGUCGAGCACGUCGACCAGAUCCCGCUUAAUCACAGCCUUCUUCCACUUGAGAGUCUCAUCUCUGGCAACGGGACGUCGUUCGAACAUCCGUGGGGCUACUUCCAUAUCAACUCGGUGAAAAAGUAUGGGAACGACUACCUGAUUUCCUCCCGGCUACUGUGCAGUCUCUUCUACAUUGACGCCGGAGGCAAUGUUCUCUGGACCCUUUCUGGACAGAAUGGUGGCGACUUCAGACUCGGCGAAAACACUCGUUUCUGCUACCAGCACGAUGCCCGAAUCGCUUAUCAAGACGCCGACAGAAUGACCAUCACCCUGCAUGACAAUGGAGAUACGGAGUACGACAACAAUACCCUGACACGGGGGUUGUCGUUGGAUCUCGACAUGUCUACCAAGCUGGUCACGGUGAAUCGGUCCUUGUCAAACCCGACCGGCCCAGUGUUUGCAGUCUCUCAAGGGAGCUAUCAGGAUUUAUCCGACGGACAUGUCCUGCUGGGCCACGGUGCUGUGCCAGUUGUCGAGGAGUAUGAUGCGGAUGGCAACAUUGCAAUGCUGAUCACUUUUGGUACAUACUACCUGCAGCAGUCCUACCGAGCCUAUCGCUACCCUUGGACGGGAAGACCUGCGACUCCCCCAAGAGUGGUCGCUUUCGAGGGCGAGGGUACGGAUGUGUACAUGAGUUGGAAUGGCGCCACCGACCUCGCCGAAUGGUCUGUGUAUUGCGGCCAGCCGAAUGGUGGAGGAUUUUCGAAACAGGCUACUGUGCGGUGGGCUGGAUUCGAAACCGCCGUCAACAUCCCACAGAAAUGCCAGUCAGUGCAGGCGGAAGCCGUGACUACCAGCGGGCAACGGACGAACUCUUCUAUCGUCACAGUAGGCAAGUUUGGCUUGUGA